Molecule: messenger RNA, 612 nt
Organism: Sphaeroforma arctica JP610
Lineage: Eukaryota; Ichthyosporea; Ichthyophonida
Exons: 2
Coding region: 1-612 (203 amino acids)
Source: RefSeq, a predicted model, not a curated record
AUGCUGUUCCGGGUUAGUUUCAAAGACGAAACUUUUACCGUCGUCGAUGAACCUGGAGAUACGAGAAAUGAUGAGAUUGGUGAUGGUAUCAGUGACGAUAUAUUGAAUGAGAAGGUAGGAGGUGAUGGUAUCAGUGACGAUAUAGUGAACGAGAAGGUAGGAGGGCCGCUGCCGCCAAUGAAGAAGGUUACUUCGGUUCUGCAGGAGUCUGGGCAGCCAGAUUAUGUAAUGGAUAAUGAGGCGGUACACGAGGAAUCGAAUGAAUCAGAUAUAGAUCUAGAGCUAGAACUCGAAAGCGAAAUCGCUGCUGAACUACACGUUGAAAAGGCUACGGAGCUUGAGGUCCACGAUGAUGCUGAUACUGCCGAGGAGCUUGUCGGCUAUGGACCUGGGAAUCCUGAUAAGGGUGUAAAGCGAUUGUCAUAUGUUUGUGUCCUCAAACAAUCAAAGCUCGGGAUUAUCUUAGGUCCGCGCGACCACCUACGUGAAAAACGUGUAUGCGGACCUUACCAAGGCGUGAGGAAUCGUAUCGAUAUACUCGCCACUGCUGUACGAUCGGCGAAUAACCUCAUCUCUUUCCAUGCUGUAGCUAUGUGCGAUGGGAGUCAGUAG